UACAAGUCCCACAAUGCACUUCGAUUCUGAAUGAUCAUUGUGGGGGAAAAAAGGAGUUCUACCAGAAAAUGCAUCAAGACAAGAUAAUUCGUCCAACUAAAGUUGUGAUAGUACCCGGGAAUGGUGCUGGAAAUGUGGAGCAUUGUAACUGGUACGGGUGGGUUAAAAAGCAAAUAAACAAGAUACCAGAGAUGCAGUGCUUACUUAAAAAUAUGCCUGACCCUAUGACAGCUCGAGAGAGUAUAUGGGUUCCGUUUAUGGAAAAAGAACUUCAUUGUGAUGAAGAAACUGUGAUCAUUGGACACAGCUCUGGGGCAGCAGCUGCCAUGAGAUAUGCUGAGACUCACAAAGUAUAUGGCAUUGUGCUGGUGUCUGCCUAUGUAUCAGACCUCAAGGACGAAAAUGAGAGAGAAAGCGGCUAUUUUAACCGGCCGUGGCAAUGGGAGACGAUCCAGACGAACUGUCGUCAGAUCGUGCAGUUCGGCUCCACGGACGAUCCGUUUCUACCGUGGUCCGAACAGCAGCAGGUGGCGGACGGCCUGGGCGCAGAGCUGCAUAAAUAUACAGACCGGGGCCACUUCCAGAACACCCAGUUUCAUGAACUGAUCAAUGUGGUUCAGAAAAUAGUAAAUGGUCCAGCUUAAACAGCGAGUGCAUUUCCCCCGCCCUGCUAAAACCAAUAAAAGAAGUUUAAAUGUACA
Acipenser ruthenus (sterlet) is the source of this 701-nucleotide messenger RNA. RefSeq names its product retinoblastoma binding protein 9 (gene rbbp9). Gene Ontology annotation, molecular function: hydrolase activity. Lineage: Eukaryota; Metazoa; Chordata; Actinopteri; Acipenseriformes; Acipenseridae. Bases 69 to 644 code for a protein of 191 amino acids. The record is from RefSeq and is a predicted model, not a curated record. The transcript is spliced from 5 exons.